CAAAUCUUCAAGCUAGAACUAUGGCGCAGAUGAAUACUUCUAAUAGUUUUAGACUGCAUUCUUUGGCACAUGCCUUUGCACAUCGUCCUGGAAAUAAUGCAAUUACAGUAGGGGCUGUAGAGGCUAGAAUGGUCCCAGCAAAAGCUUUUGCAGAAGAUUGGACUAAUUCUGGUGGAGUGCCUACAGAUGAACCACCUAGAUUUGCUGGAAAUAGUGGUGCUCUUCCUAUAAUAUUAAAUGGAAUUCAGCUCGGUCAAGCUAUUUACUACUUUGAAAACUUCUAUCCUUCAGUAUUAGAAGAAAGACGCAAAGUACAAUUUGGUACUCUUGAUCAAGGUAAUGAUCCAGUUAAAACUUUCUAUGAAAAAGUAAAAAAAUAUGGUAAACUGCUGAAUUUUGGCGAUGAAGUA
Molecule: messenger RNA, 410 nt
Organism: Entrophospora candida
Lineage: Eukaryota; Fungi; Glomeromycota; Glomeromycetes; Entrophosporales; Entrophosporaceae
Source: the annotation of a GenBank genome assembly